Molecule: messenger RNA, 2505 nt
Organism: Cuscuta campestris
Lineage: Eukaryota; Viridiplantae; Streptophyta; Magnoliopsida; Solanales; Convolvulaceae
Source: the annotation of a GenBank genome assembly
UUAGGCUUUGUUUGUGGAAUGGAGGAAUGAACUAGGUUAUAAAUAAUGUGCCACGGCCACCGACCCUAACAUAAUUGGGAUCAAGGUGAUGAUGAUGAUGGCGGUGAUACUUUUUGAUAUAUUUGAUUUGGAAAAAGAAAAAAGAAUGCCAAUAUUCUUCUUGUGGAGUUUAGAAAUGACAAAAUUGUUGGGUUGUGGAGCCUGAUGUAGUAUUUGGUGUAUUGCUCUCUUUCACGCAGUUCAACCCAGAUUUUAGGCUGUACCUUUAACAUUCUCCCUGCAACUAUUUGUACUCACGACGUACUCUGAAUUCAUCAAUAUGUAUAGCCCUAUACUGUCCACUUGGUGUUCCCACGAAAAUCUCGAGAGCUCUUAUUCAUCUUCAUUCGUUUUCUGCAAAUUCUUCCAUGAUCUUAACAAAAAAAGGACCAUUCUUGCGUAGGUGAAGAACAACGGCACUGUUGCUUGAUCACAAUUCUGCUAAGCUCAAAGGAUGCAGAAUGCUUGAAAUGCGGGUAUGUGCACCAGACAUUGCUGGAUGGUUUAGCAAAGGACAGUUCAAGUUCAACAUCCUUCCUCUUCUUCUAAGGUUCCAACAUUAUCACUGUCAAAAAUAUGGCUUCCAUUUACAUUCUCUCCAUCUGAAUAAGAUAGAAUCAAUCUACACUGGGUUUUCUCUCAUCUAGAUAAUGAAUCGAGUCGAUUGAGUGUGUGUACAAAUAACAAAUGAAAUCCAAAACGCUUCUCCCUUUCUCGCUGAGAGUUUUCAACAUCCUUAUUACAAAAAUGCUGCGGAUGACAAUCACAAAUGAUUUGUACAUAUCGUUUGUAAACACAGAUGAUUAUCAGAGAAAUUAAAGACCCAAUUUCUAGAGAGAGAGAGAAGAGAGAGAGAGAGAGCGGCCAUGGAUUUCUCCAAGCAGCUCUGCUUCUUCUCCAUCGCCGCCGCCGUUUUCUUGAUUCUCCGGGAUGGAACUGCCGCCGCCGUUUCUUCCCCGGGAAAGAAACACUCUGCUUCUGCUUCCCAGAUCAAUUCGAACUCCGUCCUUGUCGCCCUUCUCGAUUCCCAUUACACCGAGCUCUCCGAGCUCGUCGAGAAGGCCCUCCUCCUCCACGCCCUCGAAGACGCCGUUUCUCUCCACGACGUCACCGUUUUCGCCCCCAGUAACGAGGCUUUGGAAAGGGGUUUGGACCCGGAUUUCAAACGGUUCUUGCUCGAACCCGGAAAUCUCGGGUCUUUACAGUGUCUCCUCCUCUUCCACAUCGUGCCCACUCGUCUGGGAUCCAUCAGAAAUUGGCCCGCCGGAGGUGUCCGCACCCUUUGCGGCGGGGAGAAUCUUGUUUUGUCUCCGGGGGAGAUUCUCAGGCCCGGCGAUAUCAUCCGGCCGGACGGUGUGAUUCACGGGAUAGGACGCGUGCUGAUUCCCAAGUCCGUUCAGCGUGAUUUCAACGCUCGCCGGAGUCUGAGGGUCAUCUCCGCCGUUCUCCCCACCGGAGCUCCGGAGGUGGACCCCAGGACUCACCGCUUGAAGAAGCCCGAGAUUCGGGCCCAACCCGGCGCGCCUCCGGCUUUACCCAUUUACGAGGCCAUGGCUCCGGGCCCAUCUCUGGCGCCGGCGCCCGCCCCGGGACCAGGAACCCGCCGCCGGCACUUCGACGGGGAAAGUCAAGUCAAGGAUUUCAUCCAGACGCUCCUGCAUUACGGCGGGUACAACGAAUUGGCCGACAUUCUGGUCAAUUUGACGUCUCUGGCCACGGAAAUGGGGAGAUUAGUGUCCGAAGGGUACGUUUUGACGGUGCUGGCGCCGAACGACGAGGCCAUGGCGAAGCUCACCGCCGACCAGCUGAGCGAGCCGGGGUCGCCGGAGCAGAUAAUGUAUUAUCACAUCUUGCCGGAGUACCAGACGGAGGAGAGCAUGUACAAUGCGGUGAGGAGGUUUACGAAGGUCAGAUACGACACGCUGAGAUUGCCUCACGCCGUGGCGGCGGCGGAGGCCGACGGGUCCGUGAAAUUCGGCGCCGGCGACGGGUCGGCUUAUUUGGUGGAGCCGGACAUAUAUACCGACGGGAGGAUUUCCGUUCAGGGGAUUGACGGGGUUCUGUUUCCGGAGGAGGAGGAGAUUAAGAAGGCUGGAACUUCCAAAUCUGCCCCUGUCGUUAAUAACAAGGUUGUUCCAAAGCAAAGAAGAGGGAAGUUAAUGGAAGCAGCUUGCACCAUGUUUGGGUCUCUUGGUUUCACAGGGUGUUCUUGAAGUUCUACACUGGAAAAAAACUACACAAUGAUAGGAGCAAAUGCAAUCUGCAGUGGUUUGGGACAACCAUGUUGAUGGUCUUUUAAAGGGAAGCAAAUUGUGAUCUUUUGUUGGACAAAAGAAAAAUGCAAAAGGGAAUCCAAUGAAUGUUACUCUCUUCUGUCUUAUUAGUUGUUAUCAUCACCACAAUUGUAAUUACACUUCAUUUUUUCUCCAUUUCUAUUAUAUAGCUCAUCUUGGCUUACAUUUUGGU